GAGACGACCAAAAGUUGUGGUGAAAGAAAAGAGACCGAUUAUUGCGCCAAAACCAAAGGUGUUGUCUCCCUCUCCCUUCUUCUUCUUUUUCCUCGUCUUCUUCUUCAUCCGAUUCCCUUACAGCCUCUACUCCUUCCCCGCUGCGAUCUCGUCUCCAUCUUCUUCUUAAAGACACCAAUUCUACGACCCAAUCAAAAAUGGAUCCACCAGUCUCGGAUCUCGACAAAAUCGACGACCAGAAAGAAAAAGGCCCUUCCUUCCACUGCGACCUCUACGACACAGAGCUAGUCCACAAGAUGGCUCAAACCCUCCUCCCGGGACUCUCCACCGCCUGCGUUGACAACACGACCGGAGACAUCUUCAAAAGCCCAGGCUCCGUUGCCGCCGACAUCCGCAAAGAGAUGAUCGAGUACCUAACUCACAGAAGCGAAACCUUCGUCGCCGAGCACAUCGUCCUCCAAGACGACGCCGAAGCCUCUCAUCACCCUUUCGACAUAGUCUCCGACUUCAUCGACGACUUCGCGACCUCGAAAAGGAACCUCUUCAGCCGCGUCUCCGGCUGGCUCCUCAGCGAGAGGAGAGAAGAUAACAUUGAUGAUUUCGCUCAGGAGAUGGAGAUAAGCGGCUUCUGGUUGACCGAUCACAGGCAAGGACUAGCUCAGACGCUGCUUAAAAACGUCGACUUUAAGAACCUUUCUCACUGCGAGAUGAAGUUUGGGACGGGAGAGGAGCUAGCUGAGCACGCGUUGAGAUGUGGGUAUAGAACGAUGGACUGCGAGAACGAAGGGUGCAAUGCGGUGUUCUGCGCGAAGCAGAUGGAGAGUCAUGGCUCCGUUUGCCCGUUUAAGAUAAUACAGUGUGAGCAGAGCUGUGGAGAGAGUAUUAUGAGGCGUGAGAUGGACAGGCAUUGUAUUACUGUGUGUCCUAUGAAGCUUGUGAACUGUGCGUUUCGUGCUGUUGGUUGUCUUGAUGAUGUGCGUCAGUGCGAGGUUCAGCAGCAUCAGGUGGAGAAUGUGGGGAAUCAUUUGAUGUGUGUUCUCAAGAGUAUCUACAAGGAAGCUUCUGUGGAUGAUCUCAAACCCCGAGCUGAACAGAUACAGCAGUUGUCUGCAAGGUUGUCCGAAGCCAGGAAUGCAAGGUCGCUGACGAAUCUUGUUAAGGAGAUUGAUGCAAAGCUGGGGCCUUUAGAGAUUAAACCAAAGAGUAUUACUGUUUUGGAGUCUGUUAAGCCUGAAGAUACAGAGAAGAAAGAAGCUGAGGUCAAAGGAAAACCAGAGACAGCUGGUUCAUUGGAGCAAACCGUGGUUUCAAAGGAAGCUGAGGUUUUAGUAGAUGAUGUAAAGAAAGUUUCUGAAGCUGAGAUAGCAGAGAAUGUUAACGAAGAAGGGGAACUAAAAGCUCAAAAGCUUUUAGAGAUAGGCGAGUUUAGCAAAGAAGGUGACAACAGCUCUGCAGCUGAUUUGUCAGUGAGAACUGAAACCAAAGCUCCAGAAGUUGUGGUCAUGGAUGAAGAGAGUCCAGAGACAAAACAGUCAAGAACAAAUGAAACCAGAGGUUUAGAGAUUAAAGUGAAUGACGUGAAUGAUGAAGAGAAUAGAGAGGGAACCAAUAACGAAGCACCCUCAAGAGUAGUCAUGGGCAAGGAAGAGGGAGCAAAGACAAUCAACUUAAGUCCUCGUGCUUCUGAUGAAGAUAGAGAGGAGGAGGAGAGUGCAGAGGCAAAACAGUCGAGAACAAAUGAAACCAGAGGUGUAGAGACUGAAGUCAAUGAAGAGAAUAGAGAGACAAAGAAAUCAGAUGAAACCAAAAGCGAAGCACCUUCGAGAAUAGUCAUGGACAAGGAGGAGAAUGAAGAGGGAACAGAGACAAUCAACUUAAAUGCUCGUGCUUCUGCUGAAGAUAGAGAGGAGGAAGAGAAUGCAGAGACAAAACAGUCGAUAACAAAUGAAACCAAAGGUUUAGAGACUGAUGCCAAUGAAGGGAAUAGAGAGAUAAAGAAAUCAGAUGAAACCAAAAGCGAAGCACCCUCGAGAAUAGUCAUGGGCAAGGAGGAGAUUAAAGAGGGAGCAGAGACGAUCAUCAACUCAAGGGCUACUGCUUCUGAUGAAGCUGAAGCAUUGACAAAGAGCUCAGAAGGUUUCUCUAAAGCACAAGCUGAAACCGAACCAAAUAUGUCUUGACAUCUUUUUUUUUGAGAGACCAAACUUAACAUGGUGUGUGUUUUUUUCCCUUAUGUUUUGUCUGUCUGAAAAUAUUAACCUCGUUGAAUACACUUUUCGAGUCAUUAUCAAAUGUUUUUUUGUUGUUGUUGUGCAGAGUCAGAGUCAUCAUCAAAUGUAAUCCAGUUUUGUAUUUACUUAACUGACUCUUUUUUUUUCUUACUUCAUCAAUUGAUUAUAGUUUCAACU
Messenger RNA from Raphanus sativus (radish), 2408 nucleotides. RefSeq lists its product as uncharacterized. The record is from RefSeq and is a predicted model, not a curated record. Gene Ontology annotation, molecular function: zinc ion binding. The transcript has 3 exons. Lineage: Eukaryota; Viridiplantae; Streptophyta; Magnoliopsida; Brassicales; Brassicaceae. Bases 198 to 2180 code for a protein of 660 amino acids.